This is a messenger RNA of Apis florea (little honeybee), 1402 nucleotides long. Its product is annotated as protein FAM98A. Gene Ontology annotation, cellular component: tRNA-splicing ligase complex. The record is from RefSeq and is a predicted model, not a curated record. Lineage: Eukaryota; Metazoa; Arthropoda; Insecta; Hymenoptera; Apidae.
CAUAAUUUUAAUUAUUACAAACCAAAUAAGCAAAAACAAAAUAAACAUUAUGUAUGCUAUUACUUAUACGACAUCUAUUUAUUCUUUCUUAUAUACCCUAAAUUAAAAUAUUUGGUGACAUUGACAGCGUAUACGGCAAAGGAAAGUAUUGUGUGUAAUUUGUUGAUAUUUUUAUUAUUUUGCUAAAAUGGAACUUAAAUUAUUGGAGAGAAUAGAAAAACUUGGGUAUAAUGGUCAGCUAAUAGAACCUAAUAAAUUUAAAGAAGCUUUAAAACAAGGUCCAAAAUCACCAGAAUUUACAAAACUUGUAGCAUGGUUAGCAGAUGAAAUUGCAUUACUCAAUGAUAUGGAUGAAACUAUUCAUGCAAUAAUGUCACCAGAUGAUUCUAGUUCUUUCUUAUUAGAAUUAAGCUGUUUUCUUAAGGAAUUAGGAUGUAUGAAUGAGAGAUUAAUGACUGGUAAUGUUAAUACAAGAUUGACAACUGAACAAGAUAGAUAUAUCUUAUUAGAUUUUUUGGGAGCAGAAUUAAAAACUUGUAGAUUAUUAGAAUUCAAAAAACAUAAAAAUUUAAAUUCCACUGCAGUUGUUGUUGAAGAAAGUGAUACAGCUAAAGAUCUUAAAGAUAUGUUAAUAGCUUUAAAUUUUGAAAAACCACCAAAUGAUAUUACUUCAGAAAAGCUUUUUACAAGACUGGAAAACAAAUUGACUGAAGUAUUAAAAAUAGCUCCUUCUGAACUUGUAGGACAACCAUUAAUUACUCAUGAAUUCUCAGAAGCAGAUUGGAAAGACCUUCAACAUAUACAACAAGAAUUACAUGAUGAGUAUAAAGUGCGCCGUGAUAUGUUGCUCAAAAGACUUGAUGUAACGGUGCAAUCUUUCCUAUGGUCAGACAGAGUUAAAACUCAAGAGGCUGAAUUAAAUAGACGUUAUGAAGAAACUAGAAAAUUUUUAAAUGCAGAACCAGACAUUACAAUUGCUGAUUUAUUAGCAGCAAGAGAUGAUAUUGCAUUAAUGGAAAAAACAAGUAAUGCAAGUGUUAGAAAAAAUACUCAAAGUGAAAUUAAUAAAGUUAUUAUAGGAGAAGUACCAGACAGAGGUGGAAGACCAUAUGAACAAGAACCACCACCACCUGAAAUGCCACCUUGGCAAAAAGAUAGAGUACCAGGACCUUCAACUAGUGGAGGUCGCGGAGGUAAUAGAGGCGGUGGUCGUGGAAGAGGCAAUUUUCAAAAUUCUAAUGCUACUUAUAUCAAUGAUAAUAGAAAUUCAUACAGUGGUCAUGGAGAUAGUGGACAUCAAAGUUCCAAUUUUGCUCCUAAUAGUGGUGGAUAUGGUGGACAAGGAGGAAAACAAGGAAGUGGUUAUGGAGGACAAGGAGGAGGAUAUGGAGGAGGACAAGGG